Molecule: messenger RNA, 1827 nt
Organism: Bufo gargarizans (Asiatic toad)
Lineage: Eukaryota; Metazoa; Chordata; Amphibia; Anura; Bufonidae
Gene: EIF4E3
Product: eukaryotic translation initiation factor 4E family member 3
Exons: 7
Coding region: 69-731 (220 amino acids)
Biological process (GO): translational initiation
Cellular component (GO): eukaryotic translation initiation factor 4F complex
Molecular function (GO): translation initiation factor activity; RNA 7-methylguanosine cap binding
Source: RefSeq, a predicted model, not a curated record
UCAGCAAGUGGCGUCGCUUGUGACGAUGUUGGCAGGGGGCGGAGCUUAAGCGGCGCGUCCACAGGAAGAUGGCGCUCCCCACGGGUCCGGACCGGCGGCAGCAGCAGCUGAAGUCUGACAGCGACGAGCAGCUGAACCAUCACCAGACCGAGCUCACCGAGCUGGAGCUGCCGCAGGAGCCGGACACUGAGGGCAUCCCGCUGCAUUCUCCCUGGACCUUCUGGCUGGACAGGUCUCUCCCCGGAACAACUGCAGCAGAAUGUGAAUCUAACCUGAAGAAAAUCUACACGGUGCAGACAAUACAGCGUUUCUGGAGUGUGUAUAACAAUAUCCCUCCAGUGACAAACCUACCUCUAAGAUGUAGCUACCACUUAAUGAGGGGCGAGAGGAAACCACUCUGGGAAGAAGAAUGUAAUGCUAAAGGAGGAGUAUGGAAGAUGAAGAUCCCAAAAGACAGCACGGCUCUCGUUUGGAAAGAAUUAUUGCUAGCUACUAUUGGCGAACAGUUUACGGAUCGCUGUUCUGCAGAGGACGAAGUGAUUGGUGUCAGUGUGAGUGUACGUGACCGGGAAGACGUCUUCCAGGUCUGGAAUGGAAACGCCUCCGUUGUCGGCGAAGCAUCAGUCCUAGAAAAAAUCUAUGAACUUCUGCCAAACACGUCUUUCAAAGCUGUAUUUUAUAAACCCCAUGAAGAGCAUCACGCGUUUGAAGGUGGACGUUCGAGACACUAGCAGAGGUCCCACCAUAUAAUUUUUUUUCCCAUUUCCCCCUGUACCUUCCGGAUGGUUCUUGCCAUAUGCAGUGUUGCUGGGCCCAACCAGUGCUCAGUGAGGGUUAAUAUCUGAACAGGACGAAGGCCGGGCACAGGAUUCUUCAUUUUUGCUGAACUUUAUAAUUUUUUUUUUUUUUUUUUUUUUUUUUACAGCUUAAUUGGAAAUUUAGAACAAACUUUGUUUCCUAUUUUUUUUUUUUUUUUCCCCGUUCUGUGCACAUUGAACUGUAUGAUGGCUUCGCUGCUCAGAUAUCAAACAUGGCUGCCCAAUACUAGUCUGAGGUAGAGGUGUGAAGCGUCUCAGGGCGAAUUCUGUAGAGUCCGGGUAGCUGUCUGUCCUCAGUGGCUGCUCUGGAUUUCCUUUUUUCCCGCGUUAACUCCCUGAUAUGUCUGAACCAUGACGAAUGGCUACAUCUUAGAGCGCCGGUUCUCCCGUUUGCUCUGGUUUUAUAGAUGACCCCCCCCCACCCCAACCCCAUGGCACUUUGCAGUAAUAUACUGAAGCAAGUGGAUCAUGAUAAUGCAGAUGUUGGUAUCCCUGAAUCUGUUCAGUUAUAUAUGCAAUUAUUGAGGCCCCCUUCCUUGUAGCACAUUCCUAUCCAGGACCCCCAGGUAGGUCCCUGCACUGUACAGCGCACGGAGAGGUGGUCUAAGCCUUGCAAGGAUUCCUAAAUUGCUGGAAUCUGUGACUUGCUGCAUCGUUGCAAGACCCUCGGUGUGCCGAGCCCCCAUGUAUUGGAGAGGGACGUCUGAGGUGUGUUUUCCCUGCCCCCAUCUUUUUAUAGAGACUUUGCUGAAAAAACUUAGAUUUUUAGCCUUACAGAUUUAACUUUUCAAUUAACCCAUUAUUAUUUUUUGAUAUGAAGAUGGUUAUGGGGGAGGCGUAUACCUAGUACCACCUCUUCCAUUUUAUCUCUUUGUAGAGUUCGGGUUAAGGCCUCUUUCACAUGGGUGUGUGCUGUAUCUCGCAUCCGCAAUACACAGGUGCCGUUCCGUGGGCAUUCCGCAUCACGGAUGCGCACCCAUUCGCUUCAAUGGGUCCGCAAAUCCAGAGA